Messenger RNA from Funneliformis mosseae, 231 nucleotides. NCBI's taxonomy places the organism in Eukaryota, Fungi, Glomeromycota, Glomeromycetes, Glomerales, Glomeraceae. The record is from the annotation of a GenBank genome assembly.
AUGUCCGAUUCCAUAUGUGCUGGUCAUACUUCGAGGAUUGCUUCUGUUGGUAAAUUUGCGACCAAUGAUCGGAAACAAUCUGCCUUAUAUGAAGUUAAUGAUAUCAAAAAUAUGCAUAUUGAGGAAUGGUGGGAAGUCCGAAGCAAGAUGAAAUAUAGGGUAAUUUAUCAGCAUCAACAUAACAGGACGAAACGUCAUAACAGGGAUAUGAUCUUAUGUAAUACUAUCUAA